AGCGUAGUUAAGGGUAGCUGGGCCAGUCAUAUUAGUGACCUCACCCACUUUUCAUUCAGCCUUGGACAGGGCUUAUCCUGCAAUCCAGCUCUCGCUGAGCUUUCUUGUCUCUUCCCACACAGGAACACAGAAGCAGCCCACACAUUCAGGAGUUUCGUGGAUUAUCCAUCAACAGGAGGCGUUUGGUAUAUUUUCCAAUUAUUCCAAUACAGGAAAUAUUCAUGAACAUCCUAGAGAGCUGGGGGGUUCCCAACAGGAAUGGUGCCUUUAUUCUUUUCUUUAUUACUGGUAUUUCUUCCACACUGUCAAGGCUUCCAAUGUUUGAAUGCAACUGAUCCCUGUUCAAACAGAGGGAAGUGUAUAACCAACAGUACCACCAAUGUUUCCAUAUGCCAGUGUACCGGUGGGUUUCUUGGAGAUCACUGUCAGUACGGUGACCCCUGCAUCACAGCACCUUGCAAAAAUGGCGGCUCCUGCUUAGCAGUAAUCAACAGUGACUCCAUUGGAUAUACCUGUUCCUGUCUACCAUCCUUCACCAGUAAUGACUGCCAGUCUCCUGUAAACAACUCCUGUCUACCAAACCCUUGUGAGAAUGGAGGAACGUGUGAAUUAAAGCCUGAAUCUGACUACAUCUGUAAAUGUCCACCCGGCUGGUUAGGUAAAAGCUGCCAGCGAGCUAAUUUGUGUGCUGCCAGACCUUGUACUCAUGGUGGUAUAUGCACUAAUACCUACGACCACUUUGUAUGCCAGUGUCCUCCGGGAUUCCAAGGCCACGUCUGUGAGUCAGACAUCAAUGAAUGUAACAGCAGCAGUACAGUAAGUCUGUGUCAGAAUGGAGGAACAUGUGUUAAUACCCCAGGAUCCUACCAAUGUUCCUGUCUUCCUGGAUUUACAGGACAUGACUGUGGCUCAUGGAUCAAUGCCUGCUCCCCAUCAGUAUGUCAAAAUGGAGGAACAUGUGAACAGACUGGAGUAUCCAAAACCAAGUGCUCCUGUUUACCAGGUUUCACUGGAGAGUACUGUGAGGCAAUUCCAACUGGAUGUCCUACAUUUCACUGCCAAAAUGGUGGUAAAUGUGUCCGAAGCCCUGGGACUAAAAGCAACUGUGAAUGCCCAACCCAGUGGACUGGACCUUACUGUAACCAUGAUGUUGAUGAAUGCUUACUACAACCGACAGUGUGCCAAAAUGGUGGCACUUGCCAGAACAAGGAAGGGGGGUACCAGUGUAUCUGUGUGAAUGGCUGGGCUGGCAUGAACUGCAGUGAAAACAUUGAUGAUUGCUUGACUGCCACGUGUGCCAAAGGAUCGACCUGUUAUGACCGGGUUGGUGGCUACACCUGCAAGUGCCCUCCUGGCAAAACAGGUUUACUCUGUCAGUUCGAAGAUACAUGUAUCAGCAAUCCUUGUCAUGAAAAGGCCACAUGUGACACCAAUCCAGUUUCAGGAAAUGCUAUGUGUCAUUGUCAGGCGGGCUUCACAGGACCCUUCUGCAAAAAUGACCUCAAUGAGUGCAAAAUGGGCACAAACCCAUGUGAACAUGCAGGUGUAUGUGAAAACACUGAAGGUUCCUUCAUUUGCCGUUGUUCACAAGGAUAUAUUGGCACCCGCUGUGAAAUUGACCUCAAUGAGUGCCAGUCUCAUCCCUGUCAAAAUGGUGCAACCUGUAUUGACUUGCUAGGAAAAUUUGAAUGCAUCUGUAUUCUAGGAUAUGAUGGAACAUUGUGUGAGCUUAACAAAGAUGACUGUAUCACAAAUCCUUGUUUAAAUGGUGGAUCCUGUACAGACCUCAUUAAUGAUGUGUCCUGCGAGUGCCCCUCAGGAUUCAAUGGCUCCAGGUGUCAGAAUGACAUCAACGAAUGUGAAAGCAGCCCAUGCAAAAAUGGAGGGAUAUGUCAUGAUGGCCCAGGACGAUUUAACUGUACAUGUCCUGCAGGAUUUGAGGGUGAGCUGUGUGCAGAGGAUAUUGAUGAAUGUCACAGUAACCCAUGUCACUACAGUACCUGCGUAGAUGGAGUCAACAAAUUCAGCUGUAUGUGUAUGAUAGGAUAUACUGGCAUUUUAUGUGAAACAAACAUAAAUGAUUGUUUCAUUAACCCCUGCAGCAAUGGUGCGACCUGCAGGGAUCUUGUAAAUGGCUAUGAGUGCCUCUGCCAUCCUGGAUCAACAGGUAUCCACUGCGAAGUUGACAUUGAUGAGUGUGGGUCACAGCCUUGUCAAAAUGGAGGAGAGUGCAAGGAUCAGCUAAACGGGUUCUACUGUGUGUGCUCAGAAGGCUACUUUGACCCAUACUGCACAUCACGAACAGACAACUGCACCAACAAUACCUGUGCACAUGGACUGUGUAAGAGUGAUUCUUUGGGUUUCCAUUGUAUAUGUGACCCUGGCUGGAGUGGUCAGAUGUGUAAUAGCAACGUGGAUGAAUGUGAGUCUGACCCAUGCCAGCAUGGAGGCACAUGCCAGGAUGCUGAGAAUGGGUACAGCUGCACGUGCACACAAGGGUUUACAGGUGUGAAUUGUGAGGAGAAUAUUGAUGAGUGUGCUUCAAACCCUUGUCAACAGCAUGGGCAGUGUCAGGAUCUCAUCGCUAGCUAUUACUGUAUGUGUAACCAGCGGUUCACAGGAAAGAACUGUGAAAUGAUAAUCAGUCCAUGUGAAUCAGAUCCAUGUCAAAAUGGAGGAAGCUGUUUGCAGUCAGAUGAUGCCAGUAGCUUCACCUGCGCUUGUCUGAAAGGCUGGCAAGGUCUUAUCUGUGACAUGGAUGUUGAUGAAUGCCUGCAGAAGCCUUGUCUCAGUGGUGGAAUGUGUAAUAAUUUUGAUGGCAAAUACAACUGCACAUGUACAGCGGGGUAUACAGGGCAACGCUGUGAGACAGAUGUAGAUGACUGCACACCCAAUCCUUGCCUGAACGGUGGAAACUGCACUGACCAGACUGACUCUUUCAACUGUAGCUGUGCCCCAGGUUUUAGUGGUGUGACAUGUGAAGAGGACAUCGAUGAGUGUUCCAGUGCUCCGUGUCAGAACGGUGGCAUAUGCACUGAUUACGUGGACUCAUACGUCUGUAAAUGCAAGGAGGGAUUUGAGGGAGUGCAGUGUGAGACAAACAUCCCUGACUGCACAGAAAGCUCCUGUCUAAACACAGGAACAUGUGUGGAUGGAAUUGCUAAUUACUCCUGCAUUUGCCCAGCGGGUUUCAUUGGAAGCCAUUGCCAACAUGAUAUCAAUGAAUGCAGUUCAGAGCCCUGUCUUAAUGGUGGCACUUGUCUGGAUAAGGUUGGUUCCUACCAUUGCAGCUGUCCUUUAGGAUAUUCUGGGACAAACUGCCAGAUGUUAAUUGACUGGUGUUCUACAACAGUAUGCAAAAAUGGAGCAAAGUGCACUCAGAAAGAUACUGACUUCCACUGCCAGUGUCAGAGUAGCUGGACUGGACAAUACUGUGACAUUCCAAAGGUCUCUUGCGAGGUGGCAGCACAAAAACAGGGUUUGGAAGGGAGGAAUCCCUGUCACAAUGCUGGGCACUGCAUAGAUGUUGGAAAUUCACAUUACUGCCAGUGUCGAGCUGGAUUUCGAGGUAGCUAUUGUGAGGAUGAGAUUGAUGAAUGUGAAGCCAAACCUUGCCAGAAUGGAGGCACCUGUAUAAAUUUAAUUGCCAGCUAUGCUUGCCAGUGUCCUCCUGGUUACAACGGGAAUAACUGUUCACAGAAUAUCGAUGAAUGUUCAUCGCAGCCCUGUCAGAAUAGAGGUAGAUGCAUUGACCUGAUCAAUGGCUACAACUGCUCCUGUCCUUGGGGCACACAAGGACAGCACUGUGAAAUCAACAUAGAUGACUGUGAGUCUGAUUAUAACCAAGUCAGCUCUCAGCCCAAGUGUUACCAUGGUGGAAGCUGUGUGGAUAAAAUAGGUGGAUACUCCUGUGCCUGCCCACCAGGAUUUGUGGGUGAACGAUGUGAAGGAGACGUGAAUGAGUGUCUUUCUAAUCCCUGUGAUAUCACUGGUACUCAGAGUUGUGAGCAGUGGAUUAACGCAUACCACUGUGUCUGCAAGCCAGGUUAUACAGGUGCACGCUGUGAAUUUGUGAUUGACAGCUGUAAGUCAAACCCCUGUAAAAAUGGAGGGACGUGUGCUAUAACUGUAAACACUCCAUUGGGCUUCACCUGUACCUGUCCUCAGGGAUUUGAUGGAGCAACAUGUGAGAAUGUUUUCCAAGACUGUGGAAGUUUACGCUGUUACAAUGGUGGCUCCUGUGAGUCACAGAAUAUCUGUAAAUGCCCACCCAAGUUCAGUGGCCCUGAGUGUCGUCUGUCUCAUUUUACUGCCUGUAGCAGCAGUCCAUGCCAUUUCAACAGCACCUGCAAUGAACUGGCCAGUGAACCUUACUUUCAGUGUACUUGUCCACCACAGUUCACCGGACACCGCUGCCAGUUUCCACUAUGGAAUUCUAAAGAAGAUUUGCUGAAGACAUGCAAACCACUUGCAGCCAAUGGUGUUUGCGAUCUGGUUUGUAACACCCAUGCGAUGAGUUGGGAUGGAGGAGACUGCUCCCUGACCUUUCAAAUGCCAUGGAUGAACUGCAGCACUGGGCAGCAGUGUUGGCAACGCUUCAAAAAUGGAAAAUGUGAUCCAGAUUGCAAUACACAUGAAUGUUUCUAUGAUGGUUUUGACUGCUUGAAACAGCAAAAGCCAUGCAAACAAUAUUAUGACCACUACUGCAAAGAUCACUAUGCUAAUGGGCACUGUGAACAGGGGUGCAACUCGGCGGAAUGUGGCUGGGAUGGCGGUGACUGUGACUCUGGCCAGAAGGAUAAUGAUGCCAAGGAUAUUUUAGUCAUUGUCAUCUCUGCUGCACACACUGGGCUUCUUCACAAUGAGACAGGCAGCCUUCUGAGGCACCUGAGCGUGGUGUUACUCACAAACAUGAAGCUAUGCAAAAACUCAGAUAAAAAAGAUGUGAUCUACCCCUAUUACAGUCAUGAAGACCUGCAGCAUAUCAAUGUCAGUCAGUGUGACAGCACAGACAGUGGCAUAAGGCACACUAAGAGAUCGCUUCCUUCAGAAGAAGGACCAACCGAUCAGAACUCGUCAGGCAAGAAAGUGAUCGGGUACAUUAUGCUCCUGAAGAUUGACAACAGACAGUGCUCUCGUGUUCCAGGCACCUGUUUCCAGACAGCCACAGAAGUAGCUGCAUUCCUUGCGGCACUGUCUGCCUCUCAAACUCUAGAACACAUGCUUCCAUUCCAGCUACUGGCUGUGGACUGGGCCAAACAGACAGAACCUGCUGAGAGUAGCCCAUUUCGUUGGGAACUAAUUUACAGCUCAAUUGCUGCCGGCUUGGCCAUCACCUUGGGAGUGCUGAUUGGGACACAAAUUGCCCGUCGAAACAAACGCAAGCAUGGUGCACUCUGGCUUCCUGCUGGCUUUACCAGACAUCGCGUCUCCAAUGACCGAAGACGGCGGGAACCACUGGGAGAAGAUGCCAUAGGACUAAAGCCUCUGCAUCAUGAAGCAGACUGUGAUGACGAUUCGGACAUUUUCCAAAAUCCCACCGCAGAUGGGCAGCCACCCAGUAAACGGAUGAAAUCUGAAGAACACAGCACAAUUUCAGAUCACAGGCAGUGGACAAAAAAGCACAUUAAAGCAGGAGUGCAUAUCCCACAGCUUAAUGCCUUGACUCCAUGCCAAGAAGAAAAUGAAUCCCUGGAUGUGGAUGUAAAAGGCCCAGAUGGUAUAACACCGCUUAUGUCAGCAGUUUGUGCUGGUGGAGGCCUGGAAGCUGACCAAGGAGAAGAAACCGUGUUGGAAGGGUCAGCCACUGUGAUUGCAGAACUUAUUGGGCAAGGUGCUAGCCUAAAUGCCCAAACAGAUGCAACAAGGGAGACUGCCCUUCACUUAGCAGCAAGGUUUGCUCGUGCAGAUGCUGCCAAAUGCAUGCUGGAUGCAGGAGCUGAUACCAACAUCCAAGACAAACUUGGACGGACACCAUUACAUACAGCUGUCGCAGCUGAUGCUCUAGGAGUGUUUCAGAUCCUUAUCAGAAGCAGGCUGACAGAUAUCGAUGCAAAAAUGAAUGAUGGGUCAACUGCACUUAUUCUCGCAGUCCGCCUAGCUGUGGAAAACAUGGCUGAGGAGCUGAUCCACUGCAGUGCUGAUAUCAAUGCAACAGACUGCCGUGGUAAAUCUGCAUUGCACUGGGCAGCAGCGGUCAAUAACUAUAAUGCUGCCCUUACCCUUCUGAGAAGUGGUGCCAGCAAGGACCUGCAGGACAGCAGGGAUCAGACACCAUUGUUCCUGGCAGCUCGAGAAGGAAGCUAUGAGACCACCAAAGUUCUCCUAGAACAUAUGGUGAACCGGGAAAUCCCUGAUCAUAUGGGACGUCUGCCCCGUGAUAUUGCUCUGGAACGCAUGCAUCAUGACAUCAUAUGCCUGCUAGAUGAUUACAGCUUGGGCCAGGGCACUAGUGCACUGUCUGGGUGCCCAACAACAUCUCCUGCUGUAUGUGGUUCCAAUGUCUACCAUGGCAAGCCAAAGAUGAGCGGUCUUCCAAAGAAAGUGCGGAAGCAAGACCUACGGAGUCCAAUGACAAAUUCCUGUCCUGCACCUACAGAUGAUGGCAGAAAUGGAAGACAUUGUGGGAAUGCUCUCUCCAGAAUUCGCAUCCCUGAACAAAUUGAGUUGAACAACCUUUGCCAGCCAAUGUCACCAACAAUGCAGAGCCCUACUUUACCAUCUCCAACUCAGCUCAGCAUCCCAGCAUCUGGGGCUCACUUCAGUACAAGCAACUUGAACUCAGCCAGUCACCAUGGAUAUGAUAGUUAUGGACUGACCUGUGAACCUGUGUCCCCCAGCACUGUUUUCCCAUUCUUUGGAAAUAGAAGUAGCUCCUUUUCAGGUCAAAUGGGACUAGCAUCUUCUGGCCAUCUCAAUAGUCCAUGUGACUGGAUUGCACUGGGACCUGGUGGAGUAAGGGAACCUGCCAUGCACAACUUUGUAAAUGGUAAUAUCUACAGGGGAACAGUGCACACAAGCCAAGCACCUGGCAGCCCUCAUUGUUCUAUGCCAAAUGUGAACAUCACCUAUGCUAACAUUCCAUCUUUCAGUCCAACAACACAAGGUCUGCAGACAACCUCUGUACAACAGCACAUAAUACAACACCAUAACAUGCAAUCAUUAGAGUUCCAAAAUUCAGAGAAAAGAAGUAAUCUACAAGUAAAUCAUCUUCCACAGAUGCAGUCCUGUAUGCAGCAGUCACAACAUUUGCUAAACCAUCAUCAACAAACUGGCCAGUCUAGAGAAUGGAUUCCUUGCCAUCAUCAAAUGCAGUCACAAGAACGUCAACUGUUUCAAAAGCAGAACCUCACCUCCAGCAGCCCACCAACCCAGAAUGUGGACCCAGAGAAUCAGUGUCCUUGCUCUGAACAAAGAACUGUAAUCCAGCAUCCAGAGACAGGACGGAAAUAUUCAACAUCAGCUGGAGACCACCAUAUAGGAAACAGCAAUGGAAGUUUGUAUUUAACACCACCUUCUCAGCAUAGUUAUCCAUCCCCACCUGGUACAAACCCCACACCUCACAACCACUUGUGUCACCCUUUCCCCACUCCCUCUCCCCAAUCUCCUGACCAGUGGUCUAGUUCACCCCCAUCAAAUAAGUCUAAUUGGUCAGACAACAUGAUAAGCCCUACAACAAUACCAUCAGAGGUGGAUGUGAAGUAAUCAUAAAAUGGCCAAAAACGAUGAAGAAGAAAGAAGACUUUGGGCAUAUUAUAUCAAAUGUAUAUAUAUAUAUAAUUAUCUUUCAUUUUAUAUUAUUUAUAAGAAACCAUGAUGCAGCCAUGUAGCUACUUUUGAGGAUUUUCUGGAUGUUCACUUCAGGCAGAUGAAAAGUAUUUGGAUGUAUCUACCCAUUUUAGAAGGAUGAUAUAAAACAACACAGAACAGUAAGGACAUAUAGUAUUUUGGAGAUAAACUCUUAAUUUCCCUGGCUAACCCCAACUUGCCGCUUAAACUUAAGAUUUUGUUCAGUUUCUGUUUUUAUGUUUCAAAAGCAACUAUUUCCAUCAGUAAGAUUUGCAUAUUGUGACUCAAUAACAUUUACUCAAAAAUUUACAUACAGACACUCUCCCCCACAUAUAUGUAUAUGGAUAGCAUAUACAAGUCCCAUGAGAUAAGGAACAUGCUCUCUGUCUCUUUUUAUUUUAUUCUUUUUUUAAGAAUUUGUUUAACUAAGGGACUUCAGUUCCAAUAAAAAAACAAAUAUUCAAAAAACAUCAGAUUUGGAGCCAACAAAUUAAGUGUCAUAAAGCGCAACUCAAACAGCCCAGGCCUUCUAUAUUUACUGUGUCCAUGGCAUGUUGCUGCCAUGUGUGUAAACUGCCAUUACCCACCUCCCCCACUUCGUAUACAGAAAGUCUGACUUUCAAAAGAAAUCUCAGAACAUAAACAGAUGAAAAGCUCAAAUCUAAAAAUAUGGAAAGGCUAAUUAAAGUUAUAAGAUUCUGUGUGACUGUGGCAUCUCCCCUUCUGUGCCCCACUAUUGAUAUAUGUCAGUUUGUGCCCCUCCCCCUUCCUCUGUUGGGUGGUAUGAAAAAAAAUGUGUUAUUUAUUUUUUUCUUAUUUCAUUUUCAAUCAUUUAAAUUUUAAUACAGGAAACUAUAUAUGCAUGAUUUCUUUCUAGAUGAAGACAUUGUGGCAUAAGCAUUUAUUAACUAGCCUUCCAUGAUUCAAGCAGCCUAUUUACUCCUGCGGAAUAGUACAGCAUUAUCUGGGAUGCCUUAUGCCAUGUUACCUGGCCAUUUCCUAAGAGCUAUGGUAGUGCACUCUAAUUAUAAUUGUCAAUAACCUAUAUGUGGGAUCUGUCUCGAAAAUAAAUAAAAUAAUAACUGUCUUUUUUGUUCUUUGGUAUACAACAACUUCUGAAGUCAUUCAGUUAUUCUGGUUACUGGAUAUAGGGUUAUAAGCCUUCUGGCACCUCCCAUGGAGAGGUUUGACAUUUACAUCACAGUACCCAGAAUGCAUAAACUGCUGUCAUCAUUUUUUUUUUACAUUAAUUGUUUUUACAAACUGGAUUUUCAUUACAGAAGUGAAAUAAUGGUUUUCCUGAAUAUUUGUCAAUAUGCUGUGGUGUUAGAAGCCAUCUAUCUCAUCCCAUAGGCAGUCUGAAGUUUAGAUCACAAUGCCCAGCAUGCACAAAAUGCUGUCAGCAUUUUUAAUAUUAAAAUGCUUUCUACCAGAUAUAGAGAGACUUCUUUAUAUAAACAGGAUCUUCAUUACAGAAGUGAAAUAAUGGUUUAGUAGGAUAUUUGUCAAAGGCUGGUUCAACUGGCCCUGGCCUAUAUCAGUCUUAAAGCCAGAGUGCUAUGUAAGUAAACUGGAGGAACUGGAGGGACAGAUCUUAGUCUAAGUGAAACACACUUUAUAAAAUGACAAGAUGCCUCACUGUUAGUAAUUUUUCCACAUUCUGAGUAUGUUGUUUACAUCCCAGUGUGGUUACUAAGUAGAAAUGUUCCAUUUAUCUUUAGCAUCUUGUUUUCCUAUUUUCAGUUUAUUGGCAUUUAUAACACUGUGGUAGCUUUUACUGCGGUCAGAUAUAAGUAGGUUACCCAACAUCUCUGCCUCCCUGAUAUCUCUUUCUACUUAAAGAAAAGUUUCCAUUGUUGGUAAUACCUAUAGAGUUGGUAAAAGAAGAGCACCAAAGAGCAAACAAACCUCCAGAGAUGUCUGUCUGCUGGAAAUGCGCAAGGCAGUUAAACUGACAUUUGACUCUAAAAGAAACCAAAUACUGGCUCAUUUAUAUACAGACUGCACCCCAAAGACUAUAAUGUGUGAAGUACAAUACUCAAAAGUCAUUCUAAGGCAAGGACAUCUUUUGGGGAGUACAGCUGAUCAAGAAAUCUCACCUCCAUGAAAGGAAGACAGGUACUUUUCAUUCACACCACCAUAACAUCCAAGCUAAUAUGACAUGUAUGUCUACGCUUUCUCAGUUUUUAUGUCAGGGCACUGGGGAGGGUGACCCUUAAGAAAGUAUUUCCUCACAUCCUAACUAAAAUGUUGUUCUUGACAUAUGUGGUGGAAAGCAUCAAUCAACUGACAAAAUAUUUUGUUUGAGAACAGGAGGACAUAAAGUAGAAUAAAACUGUCCUGCUUCA
This is a messenger RNA of Protopterus annectens (West African lungfish), 10136 nucleotides long. It is a transcript of the gene NOTCH4, whose product is annotated as notch receptor 4. Gene Ontology annotation, biological process: Notch signaling pathway; regulation of developmental process; cell differentiation. The record is from RefSeq and is a predicted model, not a curated record. NCBI's taxonomy places the organism in Eukaryota, Metazoa, Chordata, Ceratodontiformes, Protopteridae. Gene Ontology annotation, cellular component: membrane. Gene Ontology annotation, molecular function: protein binding; calcium ion binding. The coding region runs from base 259 to 7704 and encodes 2481 amino acids. The transcript has 33 exons.